Messenger RNA from Henningerozyma blattae CBS 6284, 2079 nucleotides. RefSeq names its product DNA-binding transcription factor RAP1 (gene RAP1). Gene Ontology annotation, molecular function: telomeric repeat DNA binding. Bases 1 to 2079 code for a protein of 692 amino acids. Gene Ontology annotation, biological process: telomere maintenance via telomere lengthening; regulation of DNA-templated transcription. NCBI's taxonomy places the organism in Eukaryota, Fungi, Ascomycota, Saccharomycetes, Saccharomycetales, Saccharomycetaceae. The record is from RefSeq and is a predicted model, not a curated record. The transcript has a single exon. Gene Ontology annotation, cellular component: shelterin complex.
AUGUCUUCCCAAGAUUACGAUACAGCUCCUACAACAGAUGGUGCUACACAAGAUAUACAGGUUACUUUAUCUGAUACAGUGAUAUCUUCUGCAAAUGAAGCUACAACUGUCAAUACAAAUAACGAAUCCAUCGAAAAUUUAACUUCUACAACAACCACAUCUGAUACUGGAACAAUAGGGCUUGAGAGUAAUAAAAAUUCUGAUAAAAUUGGUAUCUUCACUGGUCUCUCAUUCUAUAUUCCUACGGAGAAGACAGCUUACGAUUCUACGCUCACAAUUGAGCAAUUAAAAGACUCCCUAAUUAACAAUAAUGCUAUCAUUUUGAACCAAUUGCCCUCUCAAGACUCUGUCGAUUCUUUUGUUAUCUGUCCCUACAACAACACAGGUAUCAGUACGCUUUCACCCACAUAUAUCAAGGAAUGUAUCAAUGCUAAUACCCUUUUAGAAAAAGAUCAAUACUUAAUUCCCUUUAGUAAUGCCACCUCUACUACUGCUUCCCAGUCCAAUUUACUUACGAUAUCUGAUAAAGUCAAGUCGACACCUUCUACAACCUCAGUAUAUGGCUCUACUCGGGUACUGCUUUCAAAACCAAAUUUGACCUCCUCAUCUCAUUCAAAGGCUUCCUUCACAGAAGAGGAAGAUGAAUUUAUUUUAGAUAUUGUAAGGAAAAAUCCAACAAGACGCACUACACAUACAUUAUUUGAUGAAAUUGCACACUACGUAACAAAUCAUACGGGGAAUUCUAUUAGGCAUAGGUAUAGAGUAUAUCUUUCCAAACGAUUGGAAUACGUUUAUAUGGUUGAUUCGAACGGGAGAUUGAUAAAAGACCCAAAGACCGGUGAUCUAAUUAAAACAAAAACAUUACCCCCUUCUUUAAAAAGAAAGUUCACAGCUCAAGAAGAUUAUCAAUUGGCAAUUGCUUUAAAAAAACAAUUUUAUAAAGAUAUAUCAAUCUUAGCAAAUGAACAAGAACAAAGCUCCAUACCAAGCUUUGAAGAUUAUCGUGUUGGAGUACGUAGAGGGCCAGUAGCAAGAGAAUUUUUUAAGACAUUUGCUGAUUCAAAUGUGACUCACACAGAAAAUGCUUGGAGAGAUCGUUUUAGAAAAUUUUUAAUCCCUUACGGAAUUGAUAAUUAUAUUCAAUAUUAUGAAUCAUCAAUUACAAAUGGUACAACCCCCGAACCAAUGAAAAAUCUAACGAAUCGUAGUAAAAGAUCUGCCCAACAAAGAGACAACGCUUUUUCAUUAUCCACUCCACAAGAAUCAAAAUCAAACUCUAUACCUGGAAACUUCAAUAAUCAAGCAAAGAGACAAAGAAUAUAUGAAACUUUGGUUUCAGGUGCAGAAGUUGCUGCUGCUGCUGCUGCUGCCACUGCAAAUGCAACAGCUAAUGCAAAUGCAAACUCAACAGAUUUCAUUGACGCUGAUACAAUGAAUUUCAUCUCUCAAAUAGGGGAAUCUAUUUCAAAACAAGAGCAAGCAAAUACGAUAUCGGAUGAUAAUAUAGAUAUUAAAUCCAAAAUAGAUGAGCCAGAUUCAAAUACAGAUGAUGAUUCAGAUUCUUCAAAAGAUUCUCAAUUAGACUACUCUGAUAAAGUUGCUAAAUCAAUUAGAGCACGCUUCUUAAAAGAAUCAGAAACAUUACCACCUAUUCUCCCAAGUUCUAUUGAAUUCCCACCAUCUAUAGCAACAACAGACUUAUUCUUGCCAACUUUCUUUAACUUAGGCUCCACUGAAGAAUUUAACAAUAGAUUGAAUGAUAUCAUCACAAGAUCUUAUGAACCUACAGAUGCAGAACAAUUGGUACAAAUCCUGGCUAAUGAACUAGGGAUCAGAAAGAGUUUCAGUACAAAGAUCCUUACCUGUCUUUCAGGUGAUCUAAUGAUGUUCCCAAGAUAUUUCAUGCAUAUGUUUAGAGACUCAGUGAAUCCUCCAGGACAUUUACCUGGGGUUUGGACUGAGGAAGAUGAUGAACUUCUAAGAAAUGGAGAUCCGGAUGAUCUAGAAGAAUUAAGACAAAAACAUGGUGAAGGUAGAAUAGAAUUAAGAAGAAAAUUCAUUGAUAGAGAUUUGAUUUGA